Molecule: messenger RNA, 813 nt
Organism: Kazachstania africana CBS 2517
Lineage: Eukaryota; Fungi; Ascomycota; Saccharomycetes; Saccharomycetales; Saccharomycetaceae
Gene: EMC3
Product: ER membrane complex subunit EMC3
Exons: 1
Coding region: 1-813 (270 amino acids)
Biological process (GO): protein folding in endoplasmic reticulum
Cellular component (GO): EMC complex; membrane
Source: RefSeq, a predicted model, not a curated record
AUGCUAUCUGUUUUGAGCCUUCUAGCUACGGGAACAGCCGGGUCGAUUGCAGAGCUGACCUUGGACCCUAGGUUGAAAUACUGGGUCCUCCUACCGAUUUCACUUGUAAUGGUGUUAACGGGUAUUUUACGUCAAUACAUCAUGGUAUUGAUAGGCCCCAAAUUGAGAGGCCAGCCAAGAGUAAAACAGACAGAAUCUCAAUAUUUAUUGAAAGGACAAGCAUUAUUGGCAAAUGGAUCUAAUUUAGACAGUGAUUCAUUCGAGAUAAGGAAAAUGAAACUGUCUCAAAUUCUAAGUGAAGGUAGAUAUGUCGCUAAAACAAAUAAUGGCAGCGCUGCUACAGGCAAAGAAGAAAUGCCAAACCCAUUUACUGAUCCAAACUUUUCAGAUUCGAUGAUGUCCAUGGCAAAGAGUAAUUUGGCCAAUUUUAUCCCACAAACACUAAUCAUGUGGUGGGUUAAUCACUUCUUUGCUGGCUUCGUUCUGAUGAAACUACCUUUUCCAUUAACAGUCCGUUUCAAAGAAAUGCUACAAAGUGGUAUCAUGACUGCCGACUUAGACGUGCGUUGGGUUAGUGCUAUUUCGUGGUAUUUUAUCUCAGUGUUAGGUUUGAACCCAGUAUAUAACCUUCUUUUAGCGGACUCAAAUGGUGAUCAGUUUGGACUAAUGCAACAACAGGAUAUGAUGAUGGGUGGUCCUGGCCAACCACAGCCAGCUGACUUGAUGAGAGGGUUGGCAAACGAUCUGAUGAUUGUGCAACAUGAAAGUUGCUUAGAUAAUGUUGAAGAAAGGGUCCUCAAACUAUAUAGUUAA